AUGUCUUGUCUCUUCAACUGUAAGACCUGGGCCUACAGCCAAAUGGUCUCACCAAGGGGAGUCCUUGCAUGUGGUGGACCUGAUGGAUUAAACCUUUACAACCUGAAUAGCUUGAAAAAAAUCAAAGCACCUCUUCAUGACAUUACUUCACACAGCAAAGUCACUGCUUUGGCCUGGCUAAUGAUAUUGACUGAAAAAGACUGUGGAGAUACUUUAUCCUUUGGCACACAAAAAGGAUGGCUUGCUGUUUGGCAACAGGAAUCUGGCACAGAUUGGUUUGCAGAAAUACAUGCUGAAGUUGUAUCAGACAGUGCUAGUAUAAUGUGCUUAGCAGCUGAUACAAAUGAUCACGAAACAAGUAGCUACUGCUUAGCUCUUGGUACACAGAGCAUGCAAUUCAGAACACAAUCUGUAUGUUUUUGGUACAAUCAACAGACACAUGUUGACUGUAACAGGCAAGGAUGGCUAUAUCUCAGAAUAUUGUAUGCUCUUCACACACAUCUUUAUACAAACUCUGGAACAUGUACAGCUUAUGAGUUCUACACUAAUGCACCAAUAAGGUGUGUUCUAAAGCAAGUGUGCUGGGCCAAAGAAGAUAAAGUCCUGGUUGUAGGGAGUGAUGUAGGCAUUGUCUAUGUAUUUGACGUUGAGACAAGGAAGAAAGUCAAGAUACUCUAUCAUUCAGAGAAUGCAUUUGUACAAAGUAUUACUACUCAUACAACUUCUGAGAGCAGUUACAUAAUAUGUGGAUUGACAGACGAAGACAAGGAACCAUUUGUCUCCUUAUGGAUAAAAAGCAAUCCUAGCAAACCAAUUAUUAAGGACCUCCAGAGCAAUACUCAGUCUAACCCCCUACUAACUAUUGGUGACAUCCUUAGCUUCUUAUUUAUUUGUACAAGGAUCCAUGGGGGUACAUAG
This is a messenger RNA of Fomitiporia mediterranea MF3/22, 918 nucleotides long. RefSeq lists its product as uncharacterized. The record is from RefSeq and is a predicted model, not a curated record. Bases 1 to 918 code for a protein of 305 amino acids. NCBI's taxonomy places the organism in Eukaryota, Fungi, Basidiomycota, Agaricomycetes, Hymenochaetales, Hymenochaetaceae. The transcript is spliced from 9 exons. Gene Ontology annotation, molecular function: protein binding.